This is a messenger RNA of Vollenhovia emeryi, 1569 nucleotides long. RefSeq names its product cysteine and histidine-rich domain-containing protein (gene mora). The record is from RefSeq and is a predicted model, not a curated record. Bases 322 to 1338 code for a protein of 338 amino acids. The transcript is spliced from 4 exons. NCBI's taxonomy places the organism in Eukaryota, Metazoa, Arthropoda, Insecta, Hymenoptera, Formicidae.
GUAAAAAGAAAGGUGUAACAACAUCGUGUAUGCGCAGUAGUCAUGUGCAUUUGGACCCAAAUUUCAUUGGCUCGCUCAUCGUGCGCCGCCGCUAUGCGCAAUGAUACACCUUUCUUGCAGUAGCUAUGUGCAUUUGGACCCAAAUUUCAUUGGCUCGCUCAUCGUGCCGCCGCCGCUAUGCGCAAUGAUACACCUUUCUUUUUACAUCAUGGUUGCUACGACAUCGAGGUCGAUUCGGUAGAAAGACGGUUGUAAAGUAGAGACAUUUUGAGAGACUCUAAUCGGGACGGAUAAAUCCAACGACGAACGGUUAUUCCCGAGAUGUCACAGGAGACGGGUCUAUUGCAUUGUUAUAACCGCGGCUGCGGAAAGAAAUUCAAUCCGAGCGACAAUAAGGACGACGAUUGCGUCCACCAUCCGGGAAGCCCGGUGUUUCACGACGUGUACAAGGGAUGGUCCUGUUGCAGUAAGAAGUGUACGGACUUCACAGAGUUCUUGAACAUCAAUGGGUGCACGAGGUCGAAGCAUUCGAACGAGAAGCCACCGGAACCGGAAAAGUCGACGGUCAAUAGAUGCAACAAUAUGGUGCGGAUUGCCACGAGACCUGUGAGCAACAGAGUAUCCCUGAAAAGACCUCCCUUCGAUGCGCCGCAGGUCACGCUGUCGCCGACGAUAUCUUCGGCCUUGCUGGAACAAGUUAAGGGGCUGACGGCUUUAGGGAGCGACAAACCGACAGACGGUGUGGUACAGAUAGGACAAUCUUGUACGAACAAUUCCUGCAAGGGGACUUACGCGGGACCCGACUCUGACGAGGAGACUUGCAAUUAUCACCCUGGUGUGCCUAUCUUUCACGAAGGAAUGAAAUAUUGGUCUUGCUGUCAGAAGAAAACCACGGAGUUCGCCUUGUUUCUGCAACAGCCAGGCUGUAGGCAGGGCAGACACGUAUGGUUCUCCAAGAAUGUGGGAAAGCAGGCUCAAUGUAGGAUGGACUGGCAUCAAACUGGAUCGCACGUAGUUGUUUCUAUAUUUGCAAAAAAAUAUCUGCCCAGUCGGUCUGCCAUAAAAUUAAAUCCCAUCCAUCUGACUGUAGAUUUAUUCUUUGUAGAAGAAGAUUCGAGAUACGAUCUCGAUAUAGAAUUGAGAGGGGUCGUCGACGUCGAGCAAAGUAGCGUACACAUGCUGCCAACCAAAGUAGAAAUUAAAUUGAAGAAGGCCGAGCCCGGCUGCUGGUCCAAGUUGGAGGUUCCCAGGGAAGCAAAGCCAAAAAACUCUAAAAGUAAUGAGAACGAUGUGAAUCUCAAUUCGGAAUUGAAAGACGUGGACCUUAGUGACCUUUAAAUAUUAACUACAAUUUAAUUUUUUAAGAACAUAAUUGAAUCGACGAAGUUGUAAUUGUUUUCUUUUCCCGAAUGAUUUCUUUCAGUUUAAAAGUGACGUUCUAACGGGAGAUUGUGCGCCAUUUUCAGUGAUCCUCAGCGCGAUGGUGAAAACGUGGAAUUGUAUUCAGUUCUCUUAGCCUUAAAUCUGAAAAAUUCAACCUGUGAAUACAUGAAAUUCAUAUUUUUUUAA